UAUACGGGUUGAGUUAUACAGUACAGUUUAAUAAGGGAUUCUGGAUCAUGGGUAGUAACGGAUCAGUCGUUUAAAUAUACCUGAAUAUAUUUGAGCAUGACCUGGCAUAUGAAGAUAUUUCUAACAUAUAUAUCUGGUGCUUUGUUAUUGCUUACAACUAUUUAAGAGCGUGUACUGACACAAAUCCGAACACUUUUGGAGGUUUUUUACAAUUAUCUUGGAGAGUUUUUGAUGGAAAUGAAAUGAAGAAAACGGCAUCAAACUCAUAAUAAUUUAUUGAUGCAAUAUGCUUUAACCCUGGAUCCCGAUCGGAAUAAAUACCCAUUUGUACGUGAAGGAUUUGCCAUAUCACAUGUUGUAAAGAAAAAUCCGUCAACGCACAAUUAUUUGGACUAUUGUGUACAUGUUUACAAAUAUCACACAUGGAACAAUUUUACUGAUGGAAAUGCACUUUGGAUGAAACAACAUCAAAUAAAUAGGUAAAAUCUAAUAGCUUGUACAAGGAUGGAUGAGAAUUUGCUGGGGAAGGCCAUAGAGGGCCAUGGGCCGGACUUUCUCCGUCAGCUUCAACUGGAACAGGAGAAAGUUCCUCCGAACAUCUUCCUCUACCUCCAGAAGCACAGACCAUACAUGCCCGAGAUAAACGACCCCCAGUUCAUCCUAAAUGUGAGAAGAUUUGUGGCUAAGAAAGCUGAUAUCCUUUUCCAGCCAUACGAUGGCAUGGAGAAGAAAAAGUUUGAGGCAAAUGAUGAUGAAGAUUCAUAUGCAAAGAUGCCACCAAUUGAAACAUUCAUGGGAGUUGAGCCGCACACAACUAGGUCUCAUUUUUUCUAUAGUGUGGUUGCUGGAGACUUUGUGGUUGGCGUUGUGACGUCUAUCGUGGACAGUGGACUCCUUCUUCGCCUCCUGUGUAUGGAGGAGGGCCAUAACAGAGACAUUGACGACCUCAACAUCACUUGUUUUGUGCCGUGCAAGGAGAUUCCAAAGAUGUUUCCGACCCAGAAUCCGGUGGAAGGGUACCAGGUCAAGGACUUCAUUAGAGGUGUGGUUGUGAAUGUGAAUCCGGAGAAUGAGAACAUCCUCAUUUCCCUCAUCGACCAUGGCCAGACAACGGGUGUAAAGUCUUCAUACACCCUGGGUCUUAUUCAUGAGGAAGAUUUUCCAGUUCAGUACAGGAGAAAACUGCACAUCAGGGGACUGACAUUUGAUGAGCUUGUUAAUUCCAUUUUGGGGUUCACAAAUCCGGGAAAUGUGUCGUAUCUUCUGGGAGUGCUACGUCAGAAACAGGAAGCAUCGCUCAUGAGAGGGCUGCAUCGGCUAGCAAUCCCAGAAAAAGAGUAUGCUGAAAGCCUGAAGAAACAGCAGUCCCAGAAAUGGGCAUAUGCAUGUGUUGCUGAGGGGGUGGCCUUCUUCAAGGAGGGACGUGAGACAGAGGCAAUGCAGAAACUGAACAAGGCACUUCAGAUUGACAAAACCAAUGUUGAGGCACUGGUGGCCAGGGGUGCACUGUAUGCCAAUACAGAGAGCUACACUCGAGCCCUUGAAGACUUUGAGGAAGCCCUUACCUUGAACCCCAAACACCCAAAUGCCAUCAAAUACAUGCAUGAAACGCUACUAGCCAAGGGCAAAACACAUGAAGAUGAGCAUGGCUACCUUGCAGCAGAAAAAUGUUACAUGCGAGCCAUAGAAGUGAUGCCAGACUCACAGGAAGCCAAGGAGUCUCUCCGAUAUGUCCUGUACAAACAGGAGAGUGAGAGUGCCAGGGGAUCAAAGCGUGGAAGGUCCCCACCCCCAACCUACACACAGGAAGAUAUGGACCACUCUCUCCCUUUCAAGGAAACAACUGACACACUGAAGAAACUCAUCAAGGAUGAACAGAGAAGCAAGAAGAGACACUCGUAUGACAAUGAAUCUCUUGAUGAGAAUUUGGCAAAAAGUCAAAUGUCACAUCACAGGCAGAGUUUAAGUUCAUCAAGUUCCUCCAGUUCGAGAAGUAGAUCAAGAUCAAAAAGUAACAGAAGGAAGACAUCCAGGUCAAGGUCACCGAAUAGGGAUAAUACUUCAAGAGGUCAGAGAACUAGGUCAGAGACACCAAAAUAUGAUAAGAGGGCUGAAUUUGAUAUGAAAAAAGGGCGGAUGUCUGGCUUUGAAAGAAGUCCUCUACGAAAUAAGUCCCCAGAUAUACAAAAACCUAGAGCGUUCAAAAAAAGUUCUGAGAAACAUGAGUUUGAUCCUAAAAAAGGUUAUGAUGCUGAUAGAGAGAGAUACAAAUACAGGGGAAGGGAAGAAGUUGAGGAAGAGUAUAAGAGAGUUGAAGAGAGGUACAGGGAGAGAAAAGAUCUCAGAGAUAGCAGGAGGGAGUCAUAUGACAAAUAUGAGAGGAAACAGGGAUACAGAGACUCGCCUGAGCAUGGGUCUGGGGGUCACAAGAUAGAUCGACUACAGAUCAACCAAGACAGGUCAGUGAGUGUGACACCCACUAAAGAUGAGGUGUCUGAUCGUCUCGGCCUCGAAGACAUAUCCCCAGAGGAGCAUGACUCAAGGUAUGAUGACUACCACAUGAGAGCCUAUGGUGGGAAAAAGGAGGAUCAUAGAAGAGAAUAUGAAAAGAAGGACUAUGAUAGAAAUAAUGAUAUAGGUAGACAUAACGGUAAGAGAGGAAGGCAGUGGGAUAUCCAAGAGCGAAGUGCGAAAUCAGUAAGAGCUUACAAGAGGGAAUCUUAUGAUAGGCGCAAAUAUGGUGAGAGCUUUGAUGAAAGUGGUCAUGCCUCUGAGUCAAGUAGAAAUGAUCAGGAUGGACCUGGCAAUCAGGAGAGGAGGAUCAUAUCUGUGGUCAAGAAAAAAACUGAAGCUGCUGACAAGCUAGAUAACAACAAAAGGAAAUCAGGGGCAUACUUCGAUUCAGAUUAUAACCAAGAAAUAAGAAGUAUUAUGGUAGGGAAGAAAAAACCUGAUGAUAGAAGAGAAUCACUUUCUCCUCGAGGAAGUGGGGAGAUAGAUGACAGAGGCGACGGAAAGUGGAAAAGAACAUUUUCAGAGAGGCAAGCUAGAUCAAGGUCUCCUAGACACAGUGAUAAAAAACAUGAAGAAAAAGGCCAGGCUUUUGAAAGAGAAAGUGAACGAUCAUAUGGAAGAGAUAGAGAUAGUGAAAGAUCAUAUGGAAGAGAUAGCAGUAGAGAUGUAAAGAAGAUAAGGUCUUACUCUAGAAGCAGGUCACCAUCUCCAAGAUAUGGUAAAAGACAGGAGGGGGACAGAAGAGAAGACAGUAGGAAAGAAGAAUACCAAAAGAAAAGUAAUAGAGCAGAUGAAUAUGAAAUUUGUGAAAAGCCUGGGAAGGAUGAAAAAUGGGGUUAUAAUAGGUCACCAGAGCAAGGAGAAACCAGGAGGGUAAUAGCUAUAAAACCCAAGGGAAAAGAUAGUACACAAACAACUUAUAAGAGAUACGAAGAUGUUGGUGAAGACCUUGGACCCAAGCAGGACAUUUUUGCUCCCUCAGGAAAGAAACAAGAACCUACCCAGUCAAAGUUUUCUACCUAUGUUCCAAGAGCUGUUAAACUUAAACACCACCCUGAAAAGAGCCAAAAUCCGGAGAAGGAACCAGAUAUUGACAAACAGGACAACAGGCAACGUGAUUCAAAAGAUGGAAGAGAAACACAAGAUUCUAGACAACAGGAACCAGACUCAGAAGACAUUAAAAAUGACCCAAGGUUUAAAUAUAGACCAAUGACUCCAGAACACAAGCACAAACAAACAAGAAGAUCAUCGUCAAGGGGGAGGUCAUUCAUGAAAUCCAAGCAGGGGCAAAGGAAGUCAUCCAGAUCUGAUUCCAGUUCAAGCAGUUGUUCAAGGUCAAGUGUCAAAGGCAGAAAACGAUCGCAUUCAAGAUCUAGAGACAGGCACCAAAGCUCCCGAAGUCAUUCAAGAGAUAUAAGUCGAAGGAAAAGUGAUCGGUCCUCUUACAGACACAAUGAGCCAGUUGAACUACCAGACAUCAAGAGCAGAUGGGACAGUCCUACGGAUGAUAAGAAAAGUCGUUGGGAGGGGCCAGAAUUGAAGUCUAACAUUGGUAAAGUAUCCAAAGUAGAUACUGUGAAGGAAAUAAACAACUACAUAGCUUCACACAUGAUAUCAAGUUCACCUCCGCCACAUAGAAGAAUGAAGCCUGAAGAGAAGAAAGCACUUCAGGAAAAGUGGAAAGAGCUUAGUCCAUCACCUAUUGUAGAAGAUGAGGAUCUGACAAGCUCACUGAAGGAUCUCGUAGCUAAAAGAGCAGCUGAGGUUGCAGCUAAAUUGUCUGGGAGCAGGGUAGAGGAAAAGCAUACCUCACCUGUUUUAAGGUCAAAUCAAGCCUCUUCAUCUGGUCCUGGAACAAAAGGGGAGAAAAACUUGGAAAAACUGAUGAAACUUAAAGGAUUUCGAUCCAGAUGGGAUGACAAGGGCACUCCUUAUGAUGAGAAUAAAGAGAAGUUUGAAUCACCAAGCAAAAUGAGAAUGAACAAAAUGAAAAGAGAACGAAGAUACAGUGGGAAAAGGGAAAGGUCUUCAUCUCCGUCAAGGUCAAGAUCCAGAAGUAGAAGGUCACAGAGUGGCUCAAGGUCAAGAAGUAGGUCAAGGAGCUGGGAUGGUAGAUCAAGGAGUAGAGAAAGACGUUCAGGUAGGGGAUCAUAUCGGAAAUACUCCUAUGCUUACAAGGACUCUGGUGAUCGAUAUAAACAUGAAAAGGGAGAAAAGAAGGUAUUCUGGUUUCACAAGCAUGAGAUGUCUAAGGGUAAUGAUCCCCCAGCUGUUGGAACCUUCAGGGGUAGAGGAACUUUUUACGGUCGUGGUCAGUUUCAAGGGAGAGGUCAAUUUAGAGGUCAAAAUAGGUUUAUGCGUGGGCGAGGAGGGUUUAGUGAGGGUAGGGGCCGUGGGUCAAACAGUAUCCAAAAGACUGGGAGAGGGGACUGGAAGGGUCAAGGUCAGAUGCAGCCAUACAAUGAGGCUCCACCAAGUAAGUCCCGCUGGUCCAGUGAUGGGGAAUCAGAAGGGGAGGCUGGUAAACAGUCAGCUAAGCAAAAGGAAUCACUUAACGAGUUGGAGGAAUUCUACAACAAACUGAAGACUGACAAGAAGAGAUUGUCUACUGAUGGGAAGGAAGAUAAUUAAAUGUGAUGUGGUAUUCAAUUAAGAUUGAACAAUCAUGGAAUUGUAACAUUAUAAAUGUGUAAAAAGAGGAGUGAUUGUUUUUUUACUCGUAUGACAAACUGAUUUUGUUUUUUUAUUCAGAUUGUUUAAGAUUUUGUGUUACUUUAACUUAAGUUGUUCUGUUUGGAAAGAACACUUGCAGUAUAUUCAUAAAAUAUUGUUUGCCUAAGUUGUGAUGAUGUUUAUUAUUUUUGUAAACCAAAUCUGUAUUGUGUUUAUUUGAGAAGCUUUUAUUACAAAAUAAAUAACGUAGCUUAGGAACUUAACUCACAUUCUUAACACAAACCCUAGCAGAUUAGCAUUAUUAUCUGUUGGGCUUUAUAUUCUGCACAUUUAUUAUUUAAGGAAACAAAAGGAAUAUGUGAGAAAUUCAUGAUUUAAAACAGACUUAACAGAAUUUUUCAGUUUGAUUGCUAUAGAAUAGUACAUAUUAUGAUGAUGUGAAUAUUUAGCAAUAAACAGUUUUUUCCUGUAAGUGAAUUACCUUUGUUUGAAAAUAGUUCAAAAUACCAUUCUGUUGUCUGUAACAAUUGCAUACGAAAUACUUAUGAUCUGCUACAAUUUGUAAAAUUGAUGAAGGUUCAGUAAAGCUUCAUCCAAACAUGUUGAGAAAUAAUGUACAAUAUUUGAUUUCAAACUUACGUAAUAUUCAUGUUAUGCGAGACAAUAAAACUGUGUACUUCAGAAAUA
This is a messenger RNA of Mya arenaria, 5874 nucleotides long. Its product is annotated as zinc finger CCCH domain-containing protein 13-like. Gene Ontology annotation, molecular function: nucleic acid binding; protein binding. The transcript has 16 exons. The record is from RefSeq and is a predicted model, not a curated record. The coding region runs from base 505 to 5145 and encodes 1546 amino acids. Lineage: Eukaryota; Metazoa; Mollusca; Bivalvia; Myida; Myidae.